This is a messenger RNA of Paramuricea clavata, 12737 nucleotides long. The record is from the annotation of a GenBank genome assembly. NCBI's taxonomy places the organism in Eukaryota, Metazoa, Cnidaria, Anthozoa, Malacalcyonacea, Plexauridae.
AGGAACUACGUAUGGAAGAUUAUCAACUUGGUAGAAAGGGUCCACAAGCUUCAGGAACUGGCACUACAACUGGAACUGGUAUGUUUGGAAGUUCAUUUGGUACCUCGACUGGUGGAUCAACGUUCGGGACAGGUAAAUCUCGUUUACUCCUGUAAGCAUAUUAGAUAUUACUAAACAUGAGCAGUUGAUGAUCAGUCGAUACUUAUCAGAACGAGAUAGUACUGUUCUUAAUUCUUUUCAUUGUAAAUAAAAAUCAUGGUGUUUAGUUGCGAGGAAAUACACAAGUAAUAGAGAUUUAGUUUAAUUUGUUUACUAUUGUAAGUUUAAACGCUUCUGUACUUGAUCACCAUCUGUCCCGCCAAUACAAUCUAAAACAGUCACUUCCGUAUGAAUGCUAGACUCUGAUUGUUUUUUUCCAGUUACCAUGUACACGAACAAUCAGAAGUAUUUGCAUUGCUAUUUGGGAUUCAAUGUACUGUAAUCAACCAAUCACAUUUCUUGUAUAUAGUCCAAUAUUAAAUACAAUCAUAUUGUUCUUGAAUGACAUAAUGGUUUUAAUUUACUAAGGAGGGUUUGGCACAAGUACUGCCACUGGUAUAUUUGGACAAUCUGGACAAACAAAUAUGUUUGGCGCAAAAACGACGUCAGGUGGAUUAUUUGGCAACUCAAGUACAACAUUCAGUGCUCCCUCUGCUUUUACAAAUACUUUCGGUAAUAAACCGGUAAGAUAACAAUAUAUUUAUUUAUAUUCUAAAGUAAAUUAACUACUUAUGAGUGAGUACCAGCCCUUGAAUUUUGCUUUAUUUUGCCCCAGAAGGAGCGGUUUCAGCACACCUCAGCCAGUUCAGUUGACAAACAAAUAUCUUUUUCAGGAUCUGGUGGUCUAUAUAUCGCUCCCUAAUCCCUAUCACCCUCGUUAGACCACUCUCUAACUUACCAGGUGAUCUCGUGUUCGUAUUUUAGCCAAUCAGCGCUCAGAAAGGGUUGUCCGAAUAGAAAUCCAUUUUGAAGUAUUCAAUCAAUUAUAUCUUUCGUUAUGCUUUAUGAAACUAGUUGAAAUUUUGUAAUUAUGUUUGCUUAUGAGAACUAUAGCUCUGACAAAAAUAUGGAAUCGAAAUAAAGUAUAUUACAGGAGAUAUUCAGGUGUUUUAAAAUGGAUUUCUAUUUGACAACUAGUGCCAGUACUUUUCCGCGUAUCAAGAUCAUCUGGUACUGUAGUACAACAUUUAAGAUCUGGAAUACAACCUUGCAAAUCAUCUCUGUGUACAAGUAGCCAACUUGUAAAACCAAUUAUUAUGAAAAAUAGAAAUAUUUAAACAAAACAUUUGAAAAGAGGUUUAUCACUCAUAUAGGGUGGACUGUUUGGUACAACAACUACCACACCAUCAACUGGCUUGUUUGGAACAACACCUGCAUUUGGCACAGCCUCGGUUGGCAGCAGUUUGUUUGGUACGCCAUCAUUUGGUCAGACUACUCAGGUUAGUCACUGAGGGUAAUAAAGAGGAUUAGUCUGAAGUGAUGGGGUAAUAUUUGGGGUAUAAUAUGUCAUGUGAAUGACUACUGAAAAGGCAUGUUUAACAGUGCUAUUAGCACGCGUGCAUGCAUCAGCCCACACAAAAAUCGUUGUUCACAGUAUGCCAUGCAUUCUAUCAUGCCAUAGUAAAACGCCCAAUCCCUCUCUAAAAUGCAGUGGUUUUCGAUAAGCGAAGCGAUAAGAAAGUAUUUUUAUAUCUUAUUUUUUAUAAUCUUAUUUUUUAUAAUCUUAUUUAACAGGCUGGUGUAUUUGGUGCUUCUUCACAGCCCGGUGGUAUGUUCGGGAAACCAGCAUUUGGGACGAAUACAUCGGGGGCUGGCGGCUUGUUUGGUACCUCCACUUUUGGACAGACUUCUCAGGUACCAUUUAUACUAGUAAGAUUGUUUACACGCAGUGGUAUAAUAUUUAAUCACUUGCCAUCAAGACAAGUGAGCUAUAACGAUGAUAGCUUGCAUCAAAUGGAAUAUGCCACAAGAUCAUACACUAACCUUCAGCACAUACAGUAUGCAGAUCAAUAACUAGUAGAUACAAUUGAGUCGUGAAAAAGUUUGCCUGCAAUGAAUUUCACUAAUUUACUGGACAAACAUGUCGCAAUGAAAAGAAAACGUAUGGAUAUAGUGAUGCAAAUAUUAUUUUAAUGGCACGGAUUUACUUUAUUAUUCAGUAUUUAAUAGGCAAAUUAAACGCUACAUCGUACGCAGUAUAGUCUGUAGACGUCUAUUUCUUUUGUGUUUUACCACGCGUAGGCUUAAAUUCCACAUAAACUACAUAUUUUAAACACUAGUAUUUUCACGUGCAUCAAACUUGUAUUGAGUAUACUGCUAUAUCUAUUUAAUAUAAUUUAUUCUAUUCAUAUUACUUGCAGCCCUCUUUGUUUGGUCCGAAAUCUACCACUGGUAAGUCCACUCUUGCAAAUAUUGUAUUUCGUCUGGGUUACACUAAGUCUAAAUUUACGUGAUCACGCUUCACUCGCGUAAUUAAAUUGUGAUAACUGCGGAUUGCGAAACAUUCAACCACCUGAAAAAUACAAACAGAACUUCGACUUUUCGAGCGCCCUUUGCCGAUUUAUUAUCGUCUCUACCUGCACAAGGCCAUAUUUUGAUGGAAAUAGUGGGGGAGGUGGAAACAAACUUAGGGGAGGUGCAGCGGUCUAGCUUACUGCCCCCAUGGAAAGUUAGAACGGGCCAAAGUCAACGACGUGACGUAUGCAUGUAGUGUACAUAUGAAUCAGUGUAUUAAUGAAUUAUGACUGUACAACACAAAGUUACUUUCAAAACAUUGCAUUAAAAUGGUACUUGAUACAGAGAUGAAUGGCUAUCACUGUUUCAAUUUUACAGAAAAACUUUCUUAUGAAGUGUAGACCCUAAGCAAUAAAAAAUUGGCAAAUUUUCACUUUGAUCUAUCAUUAAAACUUUCUCAAGGGGAGGUGCAUGACUUUUCAGGGGAGGUGCAAAAAUUCUCAGGGGAGGUGCGCACCUCCCCACACCUCCCCUCAAAAUCCGGCCAUGUAACUACACUGGUACAGACCGUUCGUUCAUGCUUUCAAUUGUGCUUGCUUUUAUCUAACUUUCUCAAUAAGGUUCGCACUUCGAGCACCUAUAUCAAGGUUUUUGUCAAUAAACUAUUUUGAGCAUUUAUUUCAACUCUUGAAGGUAGCUACUGAAAAAGAUUUUUGUGAAGUCUGCAAUUUUUAUUUCACUUACACGUGAUAAAACAUCAUAAAACAUCGAUAUUCAUCGCAAAACCCAUGAAAGUUUUAUAAAAUCACAAAACUAUAACAGUGAAAAUAUUUACAAAAUUUAUUUGAAACCAUGUAUUUCUUGUUUGUCAGAGUAUCGCUGAAAUACCAGAUAGCUGAAAUACCUUGAACAUGUUCAGCACUCGAAAUAAAUCUGGUAUUUCCGCGCACCCAUGUAUCAUUCUCUAUGUAAUUUUGUUCCUGGCAGAACCUUGUUCUUUGUACCCAAGAUAAUUGAAAUUCAAGUAAGAACAAUCGCAAACUACGCAUGCGUGGUUUCGAUGAGUUGUGAACCUUGUUGCAGGCAAGAAAAGCUUAUAGUGGCGACCUCACCAACUUUCUAAACCCAGGCAACCCUUGAGUUGCCGGUAAAAAGGAGGCCAGUUGCCAUCUUCAUGAAAACUGUCUACAUCAUCAUGCAUAUAUUUUGUUUUUCGUCAGGUACUCUAGGUACGUUUGGCACGACAAGCACAGGGGGUUUGUUUGGUACACAGAACAAACCAGGAUUUGGUACAACGUUUGGUACUGGAACAGCCACUAAUAUGUUUGGUAAUACAACUGGUACAGGAUUGUUUGGUAAUAGCAGUCUUGGAUUUGGUACCACUGGCUCAACACUUGGUCAAACCUCAACUUUGGGUGGUACCUUCGGCCAAACAAGUAAGAUUGUCAACUUUGUACGACAGUGCAGUGAAAUUAAGAGAGCAUGAUGAUAUUUGUAAAUUAUGCUAAUAUAUUUUAUUGCACUUCAGUUUAACAUUUCUUCUAUCCUCUAGCGUACCCAGCUUUGAUAGAGAGGGUGCCAAUUCAUCAGGGGUGUAUAAUGGUUGCUGACUAAUUUCUUAGGGGUGAGCUCCCUUCCUCCUUCACGCCAUUCCUCAUAAAAUCAGUCUGGUAGUGAGUGGGUGACUUCGCUUUUUAUUCUAAAUCAAGCAGUAUGUGCGUUGUCCAUGCAGAUAUAGGUUUUCCUUAUCCUCACAAGUACGUAUGGAACUUCUCUCCAGUGCUUUUCCCUGUCAACGCGCCAGGAAUGGAAUAUCACCCAACACCACGUUGCGAUAGUAACUAAUUGCGAUCAUGUACUAUAUCAGAAUCCGUUGGUCUGGUUCAAGGAAAUGAAUACAAUCCUCAGAAAAAAACUACAUUCGCAACCAACUCUGUACGAUAAAUCAAGAGUUUUAGUUGUACUCACUGGUAUUCCAAUGAUUAUUUGAGCUAAUACAAAUAUAGAUAAGAACACAAGGUAUAUAUAAAAGCUAUUUAUUCAGUAAACUGGAAAUAUAAGUUCGAACAAUGAGUGCGAUUUCAUUUCUUUCUUUCUUGUACUUUCGUUUUUGUAGCUCUUGGUGGUAUAGGAACUGGCUUGGUGUAAGUAUAAAUAACUGUAAUCAUUGAAUAUCGUGCAUUGACAUAUUGCAAAUGAACAUAAAUAACAGUCGGUGAUGUUUCAAUGUCAAAUACAUUUCCAGGACAACUAUGAAGGAGCCGCAUUUUGCUGGCACGCGCGUUAGCCCGCACACAGCCCGCAAAUCGCAGGCUUCAACACUGAGCUAUAUAUUUCAUACGUAAUUCUAAUACAUAACUUCAAUAAGACCCGGGAUGGGCUCCCUGUGGCACCGGUUGUUUAUAUGAAUUAAGUCUGUAUGUCUAUUUCAAAACUUAUGGAAACGAAAUUUCAAUCAAUCCAUGGAAGAAAUGAUAUGAAAUUUUGUUACUUUAUAAUAAGAUUUAAGGCAAUCGGCAAUCCGUUCUCGGAUAACCUGUUCCGUGUGAAUAAAUUUCAGAGGUUUAUGAGUUAAUGGCACAUGAAUUGGCAUGCGUAUUAGUUAUUAGUUAUAAUACACCUUAAUAAGUACAGUGCGCAGUAAUAAUAUCAUCUGCUUGUUUCAGUGGCCAAAACAACGUCGCUGCAUUGCAACAACAACAGCAACUGCAACAACAGCUACAACAGCAAGUACUUGCGUUGACAAGUUCACCAUUUGGAGAUUCACCUCUAUUCAGAAAUCUCACGGUACGUUUUAUGGUCAUACAGCUGUGGUCAUAAAGACCUGGCUGGAGCAUCUCUCCAAACUGUCACUUGAAGACAAAGUUUUAGGUUGCUUUCAGACUCCCUGGCUACGUGUUAUACAGGUUUUACCUGCAUUGUAUAUUAGGGAUGCAGAAUCACAUUACCAGAACUACAAGAACCCGUUUUGUGUGAAGACCCUUCGUUGCUAAGGAUGCUUUGGUUAUAUUUCUUAAGUAGUUUAAUCCUGUCAUCACUCAAGUAUAUUGUUCAUCACUACCUACACUGGAACUUCACACAUUCAAGAUUUUACAUGCAUGAUUGAGCUCUUCGAAUUAUAUACAAGCGUGUAGUGGUCAUUCAUGCAGGAGUGGACAUGUCACAAAAUAUCGUGUGUUCAAUUGCAAACAGUCUGAGAUAUUCUCUGAUAAACGAAACAGUCCUAGCAUACCAAUCUUGUACCCAGCAUCGUUUCUCAUGCAAUUUCAACCUCGCACCCAGGGCUACGUUUUCAGACAUACGUGGAAUACCUCUACUUUGAUAGGCUGUGAAGAAUUCGCUCGUGCACUAUUUAUUGAAAUUACACUCGAAAGCACGCUGUCUUUACAGUAACAGAAAUGUGUUAUUAUAGAGUCGUACCAGGAGUGACAAACCAUUGUCUCUGGCGUCACAAGCAAAACAGAGAGGAACAAAUACUCCAUCGCAAUAUAAGGUUUGUUUUGUUUUUCUUUUCGUACACCAUUUAACGUCAUUCAACCAUAGUACAAUAUUUUUAUUUCUACGUAUGGCCGUUUGUUCAAAAUUGUUGUCAACCAAGUGAAGCACUGGAAUUUUUACCCAGACAAGCAAAUACAUGUCGUAACUCGUUGUUGUCAUUGAUUUUUAAUUUAUAUUUAACGACCUGUCUUAUUAACUGUGGUCUUACAGAUGAAAAUGUAUAACUUCACACUUUCAGUUCUUUAUGAUUUCUCCAACAUAUAGCAAUGUGUUGUUGGUGGCACCAUAUAGGCACAGCGUGUAAUUGAAAAUUCCUGUAAAACUGGAAAGAAUCCAAAGUAUUGCAGUCAGAAACGUGGAACAAAAAACAUUGACAUUUGACUAUCUCUGUAUUUUUUAUGUCAGUUAUCACCUCGUCCUUCUGCCAGAGUGAAGCCAAGAGCCAUUGGAAAACUGAACUUUUCACAGGUAUUUCACACCGUAGUCCAUAGGGUUUUGCCAUUGUGUAGUUAAAAUGUAAAGUUUAGGGUUUUAAGACAUUUUUCGUCACGUCUGAUACGUAAAUAUCCAUAUACUUAAGUCAUAUAUAAGCCCUAUUCCCAUGGAAGCGAAAACUUUACCAAGAUCAGGGCAAUGCUUGAAAUGUAAACAUGGGUUUAAAGAAAUGUUUUAAUAAGAACUGCAUAGCCUGGCAAGACGAGUAACAAAGCAGCAACAAUUAUAUCAGCAACCCGUAAAAUAGCAGCAAAGGAAUUCCCAAGACAAUUCUUCCAAGGCAUCCCUCCAGCGCCUGUCUCAGUGGAACGUCUAACUAACAAAGUACUUGAACUAACAAAGUUUAACUAAAACAUAAAUUGGGUGGGGAAAGGGAGUAACAAGCGUAACUUGCUGCAACAAGGCAUGGCAAAAACAGACAAUUGAUCCGACCAGGGCAACGGUUAUAAGUGUUAAACAUCAGCGCCACGAAUCCCUCAUCGGCUCAUGGGCUUCCCCCAAACAGAAUUCAGCAUGCAUCCAUAAUACUUCUUCUGUGAAUCUUGCUUAAAUGUAUUUAACCACAUUUUAGACGCGUCUAUUCGAUGGUUUGGAUGAUGAGGUUGAAUACAGUGGUGAGACAUUUGUACCAAGACGAAGUAUAAAGAAACUUGUCUUGAAUAGUAAAUCACAGGUUGGUACAAUGUAAUAACUCAUUUCCAUUCGCCACCUGAAGUUGAAAGAUCGCACCCACAAAUAGAGUAUCAGGCUGUAUUUUACACCUGCAUUUUAAGGAAGGGAGAAUGGCCGGAUACUCGAGCUUCAUUUACUUGAGGAUUAUGAGAUAUAUACACGGUGCUUCACAACUAAACCUAAGGGUUCGUUUUUCAUGAGGCAAGAAUAUCGGUUAACCCGGGAAAAGGCCCAACAGGGGAGAACCAACCCGACUCUACUUACAUGCGUAUCAACCACAGGUAAGCUACCAGCCUACACAGUGCGCUAAUUGGACCUGCUACCAGUGUAUUAGUGUGCUGUAAUCUCAACUUGCGCUACCUGUAGCGUCUCAAUUAUAUCUUCCUUAUCUUCUCGCAGACCAGAAGUAUUGCCAGUGAACUGUCUAAUUCAUCACAGACCAAUGGCAAAGACCGUGAGGAUUCCCCAGAAACCUCACACAUCAGACCAGCAAGCAACGGUGAAACCUCUCGGGAUUCAUUUUACUCGCCUAAAUUAAAUAGUUCCUUUGGUAAAGAUGAUCAAGAUAGUCCUGUUGUUGGCGUAAGGCGUUCAAAUAUACCAAGAACUCUAGACGAGCAAGAUACAGGAGUGAACGGCGAGGCAAGCACGACACAAGGUGAACCUCUGAAUGCAGUGGGAAAUGAAGAUAAGGAUAGUGAUGAUGAACAAGGACCUGAACCCAAACAGGGCGAAACCUUGGAAGAUCAGACACAACGAAAUGCUGGACAGAGAGGUUGUGGCGUUAUACUGGAAAGGUAUAAUAUUCAUACAAUAGUGCACUCUAAAAACACUAUGGUUAAAUAAAUGUGCUGGUUAAACCUCCUGGUUAAGCCAGAAAUAACCCUAUUUAUAGUAUGUUAUUUAACCUAUUGUAGUCCUGGUUAUUUUAACCUAUUGCCAGGACUUCCUCGUUAAAUGAACCAGACUAGGUGGAUAAGGUGACCAAGAACCCCCUAAAUAUUGGGGAAACGUGUGCCUAUUAUUUUGCCUAAAUAUAAUUUAACUCUUGCUUGUUACCGUCUGAUCAAGCAAUGGGUGUCUCCAGGGUUCGUACAAAACUUGAAAGUCCUUGAAUGUCCUUGAAUUUGAAAACAAAAAUUCAAGUCCUUGAAUGUCCUUGAAUUUGUAAAGAAGUGCUUGAAAGUCCUUAAAUUUUUCUUGCUUUAGUUUUUGGAUAUUUUCAGAAACUGUUUGACAUUCAAGAACGAACAUUUUGUUGAUUUUAUGCGAUUUUGCACAUUCAUAUCUGACAAAGCUGUUUGAAACUCAUUGAAGUUGCGUUUUGAACAAUUCAACGUCACAUUUUACUGAUUUCUAACCCUUUUCUUCAGUAUUUAGUCCUUGAAUUUGUUAGUACAUGGCCUUGAAUGUCCUUGAAAGUCCUUGAAUUUGACUCUUUUUCACAUGUACGAACCCUGUGUCUCGCUCGGUAGAAUGUUGAAGAGUUUGAUGGAAAUUUCGAGCGAAAACUGUACGUCGGACCAACCGGGGGCAGAAAAUGCUCACUUGUUUCAUAAUUUUCGAUCAUUUCAGACCAGAGUACUAUUGUAAUCCUACUAUUGCUGAACUGGAUGACAUGGUUGAUGAAAAUGGUGACGUCAUCGUUGGUGAUUUCGUGGUUGGCAGAGAAGGAUUUGGAAUGGUAAAAUUCUUUGGAGAGUUCAAUGUCGCUGGGUUGAACUUGGAUGAAAUAGGUAACAAUUAUUUUUGUUUGGGACACUGCUUUGGAUACAAUAUAUCUUAGUCCAUCAGGUGAAUAGGCUUGAAAUAGUGACCAUAUACGUCCAUAAAUUCUGAAUAAAGUGUUGAUAAGAUUUAAGUUCACUCAUUAAAAAUAGUGUUGGUGUGUUGUCUAAUUUUCACCAUUCUGCAGUAGAUGUACACCAACCUCACAGCUCUCGCAUGCAGAAAAAUAGAUAAGUGUUAUACGUAUUGUCUUCUUCGGUCAACCGUUUCCCUCGCGAGAUGAGCCUUGAGAGGAGCGCGCUCGUGUCAUUUUGCAGCAUUUCAUUUCCUCGUUCACUUUCUCUUAUGUUUUAAUUUUUUGUUCAUUGUUAUUUGUCUCGUUAUCAGAGAACAACUUGCGCUCAACGUAGUAUUCCCAUAUCUGUUCUUAAGUACUAGUCCUCCCAUUUCUACUAUGCUGUCACAGACAAUGAUAAAAUGAUUUAUUGCACAUAUUUCAGUGAGUUUCCGCCGUCGUGAAAUCGAGGUUUAUCCAGACACUUACCCUGACAAACCCCCCGUUGGAGAAGCUCUCAAUAGGAAAUCUGAAGUGACUUUGUACAAAGUGUGGCCCAACGACAAAACCACACGUACACCUAUCAAGGUAAGCAACUUGUUUGCAUUUUAUGACCAAAUAAUUAGUUUAGGCCAGCAUUAUACCCUAGUACAUUGUACUUAGGUUUAAUAAAUAAGUCUAUACGAGUCACUAGAUUGUUUUAAAUCAGAACUGAAGACACAUUUGUUUAGAAAUGGUUAUACAUGCACGGACUUGAUCUAAUAUAUUUUAAUAAUUGGUAAGACUUGUAUACAUACAACGUUUUAACUUUUAGAAAUUCAUUGUAUGUAAUAGAUUUUAUAUCAUAAAUUGUAAAGCGCCUCUUAUGGAAGAAGCGCUAUAUAAGAAUUAAAUAUUAUUAUUUUGUUCGAACAAUCUCUUUUGAAUCGCAGAGAUUUUUAGGGCGUUUUGGCUAGCACAAAGGUACGAGAUACUACUAUACAUACGUAAAAAUCUCACAGCUUGUCAACAAGAUGUGUUCGCACUGCUUCUUCCCAGUUGCUGACAAUUCUGUAACAAAGUGUUAUCUUGUAAUAUGGUUGAUAUCUGUUGAGGCCAACAGACACGCAGCAAUUUGUUCCAACAAGUCUGAUAUCAUCUGCACGUAACAAUUGGUUAACAAAUUGAUGACAACAAGCUCGUAGCAAGUUGUUGCAACAAUCUGUAUUAGUCUUGUCGAAAAAACCUGUAGCAAGUUUGUUACCACCAUCAACCUUGUGACAAAGUGAUAACAACUUGUUCCAGACUUGUCACAACAACUGCAUGGAAACGAGCAGAGCGAUUACAUCCUGAUAUUGGCUUGAUAAAUCCUAUAGGCAAGUUAACAGUAUAUAUCAGCUUCGUGUAAUUUUCUAUUAUCCUAGAACCCAGACCGGCUCCGGAAAGUAGGAUGGCUUGAAAAGUUGGAGAACGCGACAGGAAGAUUGGGUGCGACUUUCGUUGAUUACCAAGCAGAGACUGGGACCUGGAUUUUUACUGUAAGUGGUUGUUAAAGCUAUAAAUAAUUUUUACAGGAACGAUACUUCUUGAAUGAGAUAUUUAUUUAUUUUGAAUGAGAUAAGUAAUGUACUCAGCUUGACCUCAAAUGCACGUUUAAAGAUUUAAACCAGUAGUACAGUAUGUUAGUUGUAAUUCCAUCGACCCUAACCAGCCGUUGAUAAUGGUCAGGUGUCUAUGUUUCCACAUAUAAAUACGUUGUCAAGGACAUGUAACAAGUGUGAAGGACAUUUGAAGAUUUGAGGCGCUGUUAAAUUAUGGCGUCUCACAAACCGUUGUCUAUUUUGGGCCCCCGCGUGCAGGGCCGCUGAGAGGUUUCUCGGGAGAAAAAUUCCCAGGGGGCCUCUAUGACACUAUAAAUCUCCCCAGAGGAACCUAUGGCUUCGUGGUUGAAGAAGCUGUGUUUGCAUUAUAUUACGCUAUAAUUAUUGCAUAUUUUAUCAGCUAGAACUUAAAUCCUUGGUUAAACAAUCUUGCAUCAAGAAAUAUUAAGGGCCAUCGUCGCCUUGGGGGACCUUUUUUAGCUGGAGGGUCGGGCACAAUGCCCCCUGCAUGCGCCCCUCUCGGCGUGUAGGAACAUUAAGGUUUAAGAUUUGGUUUUAAGGAGGAGGGCCAUUGUAAGCUUUUACAAGGACUGUUUUACCAAACAUUCAAACAAUAAGUUCGGUGGUUUCAUAUAGUUUUGAAUUUUAUACUGGUUUAAUUUUCAAACUGCUGUUUAUUGACAGGUGGACCACUUUACGCGUUAUGGUUUAAAAGAAGUUCAGAUCGAAAUGGAAGAUGGAAGUGUGACGCGACCUCCACUGCCUUCUUUUCACGAGGUAAAGCUUAGUAUUCCUUGAAUAAAGUGUACUUUGGUCAAAGUGUUUGAAUUAUUACGAACUAUUUCGUUCAAAGUCUUUGAUCAAUGCACAGUUUUACUUUAUAUGACACCACAGUUUAACAUCAUAGACAUAUUUCCCUACGGAGAAAACUAAAUGAAAUGUACAAACAUCACAUUAUAGGACCACCACAACUAUAAAUAUGUUUAUGAACAAAAAAUACGUUGUGAUGUUGUGAUUGGAGUAAGACAGUGACUGAUUGGUUCUUUGCCUUUCACUUUAGAAGCCACUUUAAAAACUGUUGUGCAUUUUUUUAUCACAAUCCAAACAUAUGCCCUGUAUAUUUGUGGCUUCUUUUAACAGGAUAAAGAAAAGCUUCUCGAGAAAGCGAGACUUGAGAAAGAGAAAGCUGCAAUUGCUAUGAAAAUGCGCCUGGAAGAAGACCUGGAAAAUAGGAAGAAAUUGAUGCAAGAAAAGGUGUAUGACGAGAAUUCUUCAUUUUUGGAGGCACAAGAUGACAGUCAGAUGACUGACAUUAGUCAUGAAACUUUUCCAGGUAUUAUAUGUAUAUAUUUAUAAGUUUAAAUACGAUAAAGUUAACUAAGAUAAAAUAUCACUAAAAUCAAUAACAUUGUAAAUAUUUACAAACUCAAAUAGACUUGCGCUUUCCAUGAGUACCGUGCAAUUAAAGUACAAAAAGUGGCAUUAGAGAAAAAAUCUACGGCAUGCCAUAUGGGGGCUUCGGUGGCGCAGUCUUCAGAGCACCUUUCAUGAGAUCGAGGGUUCGAUUCUCGCUACUGACUCAUGUGAGAAGCUCUCCCGAAAAUCGUGGGUUUUCUCCGGGCGCUCCGCGGUUUCCUCCCACAGAGAAAGUUGACAAGGUGGGUUAGGAUAAACGCAGUUAAGAAAGUAAUCACAAUUGUUGUAAAAAUAAGUAGUCUAGGCUAAGUAAGUAACAUAAGUUAGCGUAAUACUUGAUGUAAUCGGUCACUUAAAAGCCCCAAUCCCCAGUGAGCUGAAUAAUGUGAUGUGAUGUGAUGUCAUGUCAUGUCAUGUCAUGUAAUAUGCAUGGCUUCUAGAAACAUAGCUAAAGAUUGAUUUAGCAUGGUGUUUUGAGUGUAUUUCUCAUUUAGUUUUAGUGGACAAAAUUAUUUUGGCAUGACUAAAAUCGGGGUAUUAGUACUAGAACAACACUAUUAAGGAUACUUAUAGGAUCGCUUAAGUAUAACUGAAACGGUUCUUAAAUAAGUGGUGUGGGACGGUGGAAUAGCAUGCAGAUAUGCCCUCAGUGUGUAUAUAUACGUUAGGAUCUUUGUAUAGUUGUAUGUUAGUUGACUCAAAUGUAAUUUUCUUCAGAUUUCCAAGAACCACUGGAAGAAGAAGAGAACCAUACAUCUCCUGCAUCACAUCAUCUAGCAAGCGCGAUGGGAGUGAAAUCU